Messenger RNA from Brassica oleracea var. oleracea, 558 nucleotides. RefSeq lists its product as uncharacterized. The record is from RefSeq and is a predicted model, not a curated record. Bases 1 to 558 code for a protein of 185 amino acids. Lineage: Eukaryota; Viridiplantae; Streptophyta; Magnoliopsida; Brassicales; Brassicaceae. The transcript has a single exon.
AUGGGUCAACAGGUUAAAUUGCCCUCGAAGAUGAGGGCACCCGAUUCCUUCCGGAACCCCGAGCUCUGGUGUGAGUUCCGUCAUGACCAUGGUUACAAGACGGAAGAUUGCGUCGCAUUGAAGAUCGAAGUCAACGAACUACUCCAGAAGGGAUACCUUCGGGAGUUCCUCUGGGAAAAGGCGAAGAACCUCCUAAGCAAGGAGACAGCCAGGAAAUCUACUGAAACCAAACCCGCGUCACCGCCUCGACUGGACCAAGUGAUCCAUGUCAUAUCCGGAGGUUCGGAGAUAAGCGGCAUAAACCAUGCAGCUGCAAAGAAAAGCACUCGAAACGCCAAACUUGGUCUGGAGACGUCUAAAUCAACACGACUACUCAUGGGAACAGACGAGAUAAGCUUCACGACGAAGGAGCAAGAGAAGGUCCUGGCUCCCCAUCAUAACGCUCUAGUAGUAUCGCUUACCGUAGCAAACUGCUUGGUAAGGAGGAUCCUAGUAGAUAACGGAAGCUCCAGCAACAUCGUCUUCCAGACUGCCUAUCAGGACCUGGGGUUGGAUUAA